CUUUGGAGAAACCAUGAAGUGGCUUAUCGUUGCUUUGGCCUGUCUGGCUCUCUCAGAGGGAUUAGUCCGAGUCCCUCUGAAGAGGUUCAAGUCCAUUCGUCAGCAGAUGAAGGAGAAGGGUCUGCUUAAACCCAUCCACUACACUGACCCCGGCCUCAAGUACCAGCACCUAAACCCCUAUGGUGCCUAUGCUUACUCUGCCAAUGAGCCUCUCCUCAACUAUAAUGAUAUGUCCUACUAUGGCGCAAUCUCCAUUGGAACUCCAGCACAGUCUUUUUACGUCUUGUUUGACACUGGAUCCUCCAACCUGUGGGUUGCCUCUACCUACUGUAGCAGCCAGGCCUGCACCAACCACCCUCUGUUUGACCCCAGCCAGUCAUCCACCUACACCAGCAAUGGGCAGACCUUCUCUCUGCAGUACGGAACUGGCAGCUUGACAGGAGUCUUUGGCUACGACACAGUCAACAUCCAAGGCAUCUCCAUCACCAACCAGGAAAUUGGCCUGAGCACCAAUGAACCUGGCACCAACUUUGUCUAUGCUCAGUUUGAUGGCAUCUUGGGUUUGGCUUACCCCAGCCUCUCUUCUGGAGGAGAGACUCCUGUUAUGGACAGUAUGAUUCAGGAUGGCCUGCUCCAGUCAAACCUGUUUGCCUUUUACCUUAGCGAUAAUACUCAGCAAGGCAGUGAGGUGACAUUUGGUGGCGUAGACCCAAACAUGUACUCUGGACAGAUCUACUGGGCACCAGUCACUCAGGAGUUGUACUGGCAGAUUGCCAUUGAUGGCUUCCAGAUCAACAACCAGGAAACUGGAUGGUGCAGUGAUGGAUGCCAGGCAAUCGUGGACACUGGCACCUCCCUGCUCACCUGCCCUCAGCAAUACCUGGGCUAUCUGCAGCAGUAUAUUGGCGCUCAGGCUAACCAGUAUGGAGAGUACAUCAUUGACUGCAACAACAUGAGCAACAUGCCAACCAUCACCUUCACUAUCAAUGGAGUCAGCUUCCCUCUGCCACCCUCUGCCUACACUCUGGUGAACAAUGAUAAUGGAGGAACCUACUGCACAAGUGGGAUCAUGGGAACCUACCUGCCUUCCCAGAAUGGCCAGCCCCUUUGGAUCCUGGGUGAUGUUUUCCUGAGGCAGUACUACUCUGUUUACGACAGACAGAACAACCAAGUUGGAUUCGCCACCGCUGCAUAAGUCCUCCUCCUCCUGGUCGAACACCUCUGGAAUCCCCCUUACAGCACACACCUCACCUAAAGAGAAGACGUGAGAUGAUAAGAGCUCAGCAUGUAGGGCUUCACUUUAAAUCAUCAUCUGAAAUGAGAAAGAUGUCAACAAACAGAGAAGAAGAGUCUGAUGGAAGUUGGAGUUACUUCAGACUCUGGCCAUAACUGGGCAGUGAGCAACAGCCUAAAUAAUCUUCUAUUGACCCAAACAUCGGGCCUCCAGCUCUCUAGUUUCCAAACUUGGCAUUCUGUUAUCGGCAGCAAUAGUUGAGGAGUGGGGAUGGGUGUUGUUGUAAAGUGUUA
Molecule: messenger RNA, 1527 nt
Organism: Polypterus senegalus (gray bichir)
Lineage: Eukaryota; Metazoa; Chordata; Cladistia; Polypteriformes; Polypteridae
Product: gastricsin-like
Exons: 9
Coding region: 14-1195 (393 amino acids)
Biological process (GO): proteolysis
Molecular function (GO): aspartic-type endopeptidase activity
Source: RefSeq, a predicted model, not a curated record